CUCCGAAUCAACCCCGCACAAAAUCCCCGCACCCCGCACUGUACCUAAAUCUUACUGGGAAAUUUUGACGAAUCAUAACCCGAUUUAUUGCGCCAGCCUUCCACUCCGAAUAAGUCCCGCUCCAGUUUAGGUUUAGCUCGCGUUAUUUGCGACUAAACGUCAAAGUUUGUCGAUCUCAACCGUGCUCUCAUCCAACAUCUGGGGUUUUGAGGGGUAAUUCUAGUACGGGGAAUGGCGAUGACAGGGACUAUAAUAAUCGUAUUAUGAAAAUUGUCGGUCAGGUGCUGCCAUGUGCCAGCCAUGCCCAAAUGGAUAUAAACCGCGUGGCAUCCUCUUCUUUUAUUUGAUCUAGACAGCAGCGAUCGACAAUCAAGAUCUUUCAUUCACAAUGGAUUCUGAUAAUGGCCCCAAGGCUACGGGUGGACCGGCCCAUACCGACAUCGUCAACAUGGAAGACAAAGCUGAGAGAGAUGUGGCUCACGAAGAGUUGAAGCCAUCAUAUGGAGCGCAAAAUGCUGAGGCUCAGGAAAAGACCAUGACUCUCCUGGAGGCCAUCAAGCUAUAUCCUACCGCCAUCGGAUGGUCUAUGGUUCUCUCAACUGCACUCGUUAUGGAGGGCUAUGAUCUUCUACUGCUUAGCAAUCUCUACGCUAGCCCUUUAUUCAACCAGAAAUACGGAGUUCUAGGAAGCAAGGGUUAUGCGGUACCAGCCUCCUGGCAGAGCGGUCUCUCAAACGGUGCUCGCUGUGGCGAGAUGCUGGGUUUAGCUAUCAAUGGAAUAGUCUCUGAGAGAUAUGGGUACCGAAAGACAAUGAUCGGCUCGCUCAUCAUGAUGAUCUGUACAAUUUUUAUUCUCUUCUUCGCACCAAACGUCCAGGUCCUUUUGAUUGGCGAAAUCCUAUGUGGUAUUCCAUGGGGAGUUUUCCAGACACUCACUACUGCCUAUGCGUCCGAAGUCAGCCCCGUUGUUCUUCGGCCAUACCUAACGACCUACGUCAACUUAUGCUGGGUGAUGGGUCAAUUCAUCGCUUCUGGUGUCCUUCGAGCCUCUCUCCAGAGAACAGAUGAAUGGGCUUAUAAAAUCCCUUUCGCAGUUCAAUGGGUGUGGCCAGUUCCUCUCCUUGUUGGAUGCUUUCUCGCACCGGAGUCUCCCUGGUGGGAAGUCAGGAGAGGCAACCGAGAGGGAGCCAAGCGUGCACUUGAGCGACUUACUUCUGCCAGCAACCCCCAUUACACCGUCGAAGAAACACUGGAUAUGAUUGAGCAAACCAACGAACUUGAAAAGUCAUUGUCCGAAGGUACUAGUUACUGGGAUUGCUUCAAGGGGGUCGAUCGCCGCCGCACUGAAAUCGUCUGUGGCGUCUGGCUGGUGCAGACCCUCUGCGGAACGAAUGUCAUGGGCUACUCGACGUAUUUCCUCAAACAGGCUGGUCUCCCAACUGUUCAGUCAUUCAAUAUGUCUCUUGGACAACAGGCCCUCGGCGUCGUCGGUACUCUUCUCUCUUGGUUCCUCAUCUCGCGGGCAGGCCGCCGUACUAUUUAUCUUACCGGAGUCUCGAUUCUAUGCGUUAUUCUAAUGAUCGUUGGCUUCAUCUCUCUUGCGCCCUCAAGCAAUACUUCCGCAACUUGGGCUAUUGGCGUCAUGCUGCUCGUCUUCACAUUCAUCUACGAUUUUACAGUCGGUCCCGUCUGCUACUCCCUCGUCUCCGAGAUAUCUUCUACUAGGCUGAAGACCAAAACCAUCGUCCUCGCAAGAAUCGGUUAUAACAUCAGCAACACCGUCAUCAAUGUCCUGACCAACUACCAACUUAAUCCGACGGCCUGGGCAUGGGGUGCAAAGACAGCCUUCUUUUGGGGCUGUACAUGCUUCUGCUGUGUCGUAUGGGUCUUCUUCCGCCUGCCUGAGCCUAAGGGCCGCACAUAUGCAGAGAUCGAUAUACUGUUCCAGAAUGGUGUUUCCCCUAGGAAGUUCAAGACGACGGAGGUCGAUACCUUCCAUACUGGUCAUUCCUCGGCACUCGAGAAGUCUGUAUCAACCGCAUAAGAUAUCAAAUAACAGGGGGACAAUAUUCUGUAAUAUAGCACAACAUAUUUCACAGGCGGAGCGAUUACUAAAAAACAC
Messenger RNA from Pseudogymnoascus verrucosus, 2122 nucleotides. RefSeq lists its product as uncharacterized. Gene Ontology annotation, molecular function: carbohydrate:proton symporter activity. The record is from RefSeq and is a predicted model, not a curated record. The coding region runs from base 389 to 2044 and encodes 551 amino acids. NCBI's taxonomy places the organism in Eukaryota, Fungi, Ascomycota, Leotiomycetes, Thelebolales, Thelebolaceae. The transcript is spliced from 3 exons. Gene Ontology annotation, biological process: carbohydrate transport; transmembrane transport. Gene Ontology annotation, cellular component: membrane.